GCCGAGCGCUCAGUGUGCACACGUUGGCGGCCGCGAGGGCUGCAUGCAGGUGCUCUCGCCACGCGUCCCUUGCAACGUGCCUCCCUUGAUCGCCUUGUGACCUCUGACCUCGAGUCGAUGGCACCCCCAGGGGGCGCAACCACCCCCCUGCUCCUGCUCCUCGCUCUUCUCGCCACAGGAUGGUCGCUGGAAAUCACGGAGCUGCGCGGCCCGCACAUGAUCCAGAACGGCUCGGAGACGUCGGUGGUGCUGGACUGCGACUACGAACUGAGUGCGAGUGAAAGUGCGGGUGGACUGGUGGUCAAGUGGUUCUUCAACAACGAGCCGUCGCCCGUGUACCAGUGGAUCCCGUCCAAGAAGCCGCAGGACCUGGGCGUGCUCAAGGGCAAGCUGGACCUGGCGUGGGUCGCGUCCGACCACGAGGCCAAGCGCCACCGCGCCCUCCACAUCGUCCGACCCACCACCGAGCUCUCCGGCGAGUACACCUGCAUGGUCUCCACCUUCGAGGACGAACGCGCCAAGAGCAAGAAACUCGUCGUCUUCGUGCCGGAGAAAAGCAUCAGCCUGACGGACACAAAAAGCGAGGACGAGAAGUCGGUGGUUAUCGAGUGCUUGGCGCAGGGCGUCUUCCCCGAACCCACGCUCAGACUCCUCCAGGGCUCCGAGACGGACACUAGCAGGGAGAUGGAGGGCGUGAGGGUGAAGAGCGCGCUGACGAGCGAGGGCGUCUUCGACAUUUCGGCCAGCAAGAGAAUCGCCGACCGCGAACUGCAAAACACGCCCACCAUCAUCGAGUGCGAGCUCGGAAUCAAAGACACGGACUACAAGCGCAAGAAGAGGAUCAUCUACUAUCCAGAUGGUUACACCGGUCGGCGCAUCGAAUUCGCCCAAGUGCAGGAAGUUUCCGCCGAGGAUGAUUCUGGAAAUUCGUCGGCGAGAAGUGCGGUCCCUGCGGUCUGGUUUGUUUUCGCCCUGGUGGCCUCCUUUGGCCUUGGCCUGCACUGAGACCCAAAGUUCAAUCCCUGCGUGUGUGCUCUGGUCAAUUGUGGUGGUGAAUUGGCAAAAGUUUUUGCCAGCAAAGUUCGUGGGACGAGUCAAGUGAGACUUCUUUUUGCUUCUCAGUGGAUACUAAUUUCCUAAUUGCGAAGUUAACACUUAAUUUAAUUACAACGCAGUCGUCAAAGGAAGACAAAUUUAAUCGAAUUCGACACGCCGAGAGAUCAAAGUUUGAGCAACAUUGAUCGCAUUCUUUGUACGAAUUUGGGUGUGGUAAUUACUUUUGGUGAUUUCAAUUUUUUGAUUCGAUCUAGUCAACUCGGCGUAAUAAGACCUUGCUGCGAAUUUCUGGUCUAAUGACACAUACGUACGCGGCCUAUUAUUGAUCACGAUCUUAACUUGAGGGAAAGAAAAGUUUGCGUAACAAUCUCGAUCAGAAAUUCUCUAUUCACCUGUCAAUUGAAAAGAAUUUAAUUGAGCUGCAACAAGGCUGCGCGCUUUUAAUUCAUACUUAUUUGUGGCAAAAAGCAAGGCUAAAUUUAAUGAAAGGGCUUAAAAAUAAACACAUAUUUUGAUAAAAAAAAUAUCUUCAAUUGCAUUGGUCAAUUGUGAUUGUGUAAAAGAAAAUCUUUGUGUACAUAUUCAAGAGCAAGUCUGUGUAGAUAGCAAUAGAAUUAUAACCAU
Messenger RNA from Neocloeon triangulifer, 1680 nucleotides. RefSeq lists its product as uncharacterized. The record is from RefSeq and is a predicted model, not a curated record. The coding region runs from base 118 to 1005 and encodes 295 amino acids. The transcript has 7 exons. Lineage: Eukaryota; Metazoa; Arthropoda; Insecta; Ephemeroptera; Baetidae.